Molecule: messenger RNA, 530 nt
Organism: Drosophila erecta
Lineage: Eukaryota; Metazoa; Arthropoda; Insecta; Diptera; Drosophilidae
Exons: 2
Coding region: 1-522 (173 amino acids)
Source: RefSeq, a predicted model, not a curated record
AUGAAGUACCUCUUGUGGAUCUGCUUCCUUUUCACCGGCGAAUCCCACGGAUACGUGCGCCUUACAAACUUGGAGUGCAAAAGCUAUGACAAAACAUUCAUCGACUUUCCCGCAUGCCGACUGAAAGUGCUUGGCAGGGGAAUCAUCGGCGCCAACAUUCAUGUAAAGUUUCUAAAACUGCCAAUAAAUAGAAUGGUCGUGAGACUCGCCACUUAUCGGAAGCUAUCCGGAUACCAUCCGUUUCUAUUUAAUGUUACCGAGGAAAUCUGUCGCGCCCUAAAGUACCCCAAUCGUCUGAGAGUCUUCUACUACUUCUACACCGCCUUUUUGCCCUAUUCCAAUCUGAAUCAUACAUGUCCUUACAACAAUGAUGUCUUCAUAAGGAACUGCACCCUGAAUGAUCGUAUGUUUGCAAAGGUUCCAUUGCCAAAGGGCAUCUAUAAGUUAACCCUCGAGAUGGAUGAUGGUGUCAUGAACUGGGUUUCCAUCAUAAACGUCCACUUUGAAAUUGAUGUUGACUAAGGGGAACA